Messenger RNA from Anguilla anguilla (European eel), 3212 nucleotides. RefSeq names its product metallophosphoesterase 1-like. The record is from RefSeq and is a predicted model, not a curated record. Bases 390 to 1571 code for a protein of 393 amino acids. The transcript has 9 exons. Gene Ontology annotation, cellular component: endoplasmic reticulum-Golgi intermediate compartment. Lineage: Eukaryota; Metazoa; Chordata; Actinopteri; Anguilliformes; Anguillidae. Gene Ontology annotation, molecular function: phosphoric diester hydrolase activity. Gene Ontology annotation, biological process: GPI anchor biosynthetic process; endoplasmic reticulum to Golgi vesicle-mediated transport.
UGUGACAAAGGCGUCAUCUAUGUCAAUACUAUGGAGAUGUUUUAAAGCAAAAUCUAGCCCGCCUGUCACUUUUUACACGAUUAUCACUGACCUAAAUUUUGAGGCUUGGGGGUGAGAAAAGAUGCUUUGAAUCAUCCGGAUUUGUUUGUAAUCUGGGUCAUGCAAUUUAUUCUAAAUUCGUUUGAGGGCUCAUGAGUGGUCUACCUACUGGCUACCGCACUGAAGAUGAUUUUCGCAGAAAAAUGAGCGCAGUCUAAAAAUGCAUUUCAACGGAUGGACAUUCAUGACAGCAGUCAACAUCGAACAUUCACCCACAAUAAUUAUUUUGAAGUCUCUCGAUUGUAUCCAGGCAAUUAUGCGUUCGUGAAACAUUAUAGUCGCUAAAAAUAAUGCCAGGACUGAAUGGCAAAUGGAGUUCCCUCAUUUUUGUCGUUUGGACCGUCAGUUGCGCAUUUAUAUUUUGUGAGUAUUUGAUAUAUUAUCCAGCAAUUUUUCAGUGUGCUUGGCCGGAGAUGGAUCGUGCACCAAGCGGAGAAAGCAGAGACCGGGAGCCUGUUCCAAUUCUCCGCGCUUUGAUCCUUUCGGAUACACAUCUCUUGGGAGCUAUCAGGGGACACUGGUUCGACAAACUCCGAAGGGAGUGGCAGAUGGAGAGGGCUUUCCAGACGGCGAUGUGGCUACUGCGGCCAGAGGUGGUCUUCAUUCUUGGAGACGUCUUCGACGAGGGAAAGUGGAGUUCCACAAAGAACUGGGACGAUGACGUCCGGCGCUUUCACAAGAUGUUCCGUCACCCAAGAGACACAGAGCUGAUUGUUCUUGUUGGGAACCACGAUGUCGGCUUCCAUUCCGAGAUGAACUGGUAUAAGCUGCAGCGCUUCGAGAAGGUCUUCAAUGUCACCUCUGCCAGAAUAGUCACUAGGAAAGGAGUCAAUUUCCUGCUGGUGAACAGUGUGGCCUUGCACGGGGAUGGCUGCCCCAUCUGCCAGACAGUAGAGAGUGAGCUCCUUCGCCUUUCCCAGGACCUCAACUGCUCUCUGCAGCAGAGCAUGCAGGCAGCCCCCAUGGCAGAAGACUGCAGCGAUGCCCGGUGGCUCCCCUUCUCCCGGCCUGUCAUCCUGCAGCAUUACCCUCUGUACCGAGUCAGUGACGCCACCUGCACAGGACAAGAUGCCACCCCACCCGAGCAUCGCCACCUGCUGUUCAAAGAGCAGUAUGACGUGCUCUCUCAGGAAGCCUCUCGGAAGCUUCUCUGGUGGUUUCAGCCCCGCCUCAUACUGAGUGGCCACACCCACAGCGCCUGUGAAUUUCUCCAUGCAAACAAGUACCCCGAGAUCAGCGUUCCCUCCUUUAGCUGGAGAAACCGCAACAACCCAAGCUUCAUCCUGGGCUCUUUCUCCUCUGCCAGCUACAUGCUGUCCAAGUGCUUCCUCCCCGAGGAGAGCACGGUUAUCACCAUCUACUGCAGCGCUGGGGCCGCCGUCCUGCUGCUACUGCUGCUGCUGCACCUCCACACAGUCCGCUGCACCCUGCAGCUCGCCGGCUGCCUGCUGGCCAAGCACAAGACUGUCUGACUCCGCCCCUCAGGCCUCUGGACCAAUAAAAGCACACAUACUCUCCCAACUUAUUCCUUCUGGCCCAAAAGCAGCACAUGUACCCUUCCCCAUUCCUCCCUGUGGACCAAUAAAAGCACACAUACCUACCAGCUAUUUCCCUGUGGACCAAAAGAAGUACAUAUACCCUCACACAUUCCUCCCUCUGGACCAAAAGAAGCACAUGUACCUUCCCAUUCCUCCCUGUGGACCAAAUUAAGCACACAAACCCUUCCCCAUUCCUCCCUGUGGACCAAAAUAAGCACACAUACCCUUCCCCAUUCCUCCCUGUGGACCAAUAGAAGCACACAUACCCUUCCCCAUUCCUCCCUGUGGACCAAUAGAAGCACACGUACCCUUCCCCAUUCCUCCCUGUGGACCAAUAAGAGCACAUGCCACUCAAACAGUGGUCAGAAAUGCAGGGAACCAAUGAAAGCAAACAAGCACCUCUAGCCUCAAAGCGAGUACGAUCCCCAGAUCCUGUCCACUGCUUUGCGUGGGCCCCCAUUGUUCUCUCUGCACAGCGGAGCAUCAGCCUGGAACGACAGUGGUCCCUCCCUAUCCAGUUUGGAUAUUCAGCAUCUGAAAAAGGGGAGUUUGCCCUACCACACACCUGCUGAAUACAAGCCUCUAAUGAACCCACUUCAGACAGGUACUCUGGACCCUGGGGGUACCGGACUAAUAGAGGCAAAUGCCAAACUGGGGUUUGUACAACUCAGCUUAAUACUACAAAAUGGCCAGCUAAUUACCAACACAAGUGAGAGACAAGCAUGAAGACACAAUGAACCCAUGUACAACAUGAAGCAUUAUGGUGGAUAUGAAGUAUUACAGUGGACAUGAAGUAGCACAGUGGAUAUUAUUUAUUAUGGUGGAUAUGAAGCAUCCUGGUGGAUAUGAAGCAUCCUGGUGGAUAUGAAGCAUCCUGGUGGAUAUGAAGCACCCUGGUGAAUAUGAAGCAUCAUGGUGAAUAUGAAGCAUCAUGGUGGAUAUGAAGCAUCCUGGUGGAUAUGAAGCAUCCUGGUGGAUAUGAAGCAUCCUGGUGAAUAUGAAGCAUCAUGGUGGAUAUGAAGCAUCAUGGUGAAUAUGAAGCAUCAUGGUGGAUAUGAAGCAUCAUGGUGAAUAUGAAGCAUCAUGGUGGAUAUGAAGCAUCAUGGUGAAUAUGUAUUGUGCCAAAAAUAUUGGUGCCAAAAGUUAUUUAUAUAUUUUCUUAAAAGCCAAACUGCAUCAGUUGUUAUGCUGUGUAGGAUUUGCAUAAAAUGGUUUAAGAGAAAUAUUCACACAAAAUAUCAAAUUCUGCACUGAAAAUAAAAUCAAGUCUUCUAAUGUGCCGCUUUAUUAAAAGAAAAUAAAAAUGUCAUUUUUUUGUAAUUCUCAGGUUUACACACCUCACUUUCUCUCUUACUAUAUACUUGCACAAUAAAAGCUGCUGUUGGUUCUAGGAAUGAAGAUCCUAUCUAGGGGCGCGCGCACAUUCACAAUGUCUCUGAAUGACCCAAGAAUUACCAAAUCUCACUUGCAUUUAUUCUUCUCACUCUAGACAUGCUUAUGUAUGUGUGUAUGUAUACACAUUUACUCUGUGGACAUACAUAGGUAUGUAUACACCUAGGCACACACAUAUUUAAA